CGAUCAGCACCUAGAUCCGCCUCUUAAGGCUCAAAUGCUUUGGAAGAGUAACUCACAUGAAGGCAGUAAACAUGAUCUAGUAUUCUAGUUCGAAUCUUACCUGCAUAACCACCGGACAGCCAUCUGUCUUGUCCUCAAACGAUGCGCAGCGCUCACUAAAGAUAAACAUUAGCCUAGCUUCGGUUGCUAACUACUUUACUCCAGAACCAUGAUCACGCACGGAGUUUUCCCUUUACGGCUCAUUAAAAUACUUGCGUUUAUAGCCCACUUUACAAAAUCAGCGUUCAAAGCAUAAUUCAACAAUUAAAUCAAAUGACAAUAUCAGAUAUAUUUAUGCCAAUAUAUUAAAUGUAACAUGUAAAUGGACUGUUUCAAAAAUCGCAGAAGGGGAAUGUUUGGGUCGUCCAACAUAUUCAGCGUUUGACGUCACGGCGCGUCGCCUGGAAGCGGACGUCAACACAAACCUCGCCGUGGUCAAACAGAGGCCGUCUGAGUCAUUUCUUAUUAAACGACGGAUCUAGAAUUAGUAUUUUAAAUGGCAACCAAAACAGUGCGACGUCUGUUACGAGGUCCGUCCUACAGUAGAGCCGAAGGUCACCUGCGACCCUGUAACCAUGCAGAAGCACCCCUGAACCGUGGCUGCGCCUCGGUCCAACACACCGCUGGCCAGGAGUCCCCAAAGAGCUCCGCCUUCCAACCGGCACCAGACUCCACCCAUGACUGGAUUGGUCCACCCAACAGGCUGUCAAACAUCCGGCCAAUCACGUACCACGUCCCCGCCCAGGAGUCGGCCCUGGAGGAGAGGCUGCGAAGGCUGAGGCAGCAGACGGAGGUCUGGAACCACGAGUUCUGGGCCUACCAGAACGUGGCCUUCAGCAAGGAGAAGGAUGAGUACGUCAGCUCCCAGCUGAAGGCCCGGGGCCUGGAAGGCCGGGAUCAGCAGGGACGCAAGCACACGCUGGGCAGUGAAGAGAUGGCGGUGUUUUACAAAAGCUUCCUGGACACAAACAGGACCAGACAUGCAAAUUACAACAAGGAAUGGUACCGACGGAAUUUCCGCAUCACCUUGCUCAUGGGCCGGGUGGCGCUGACCAACGCCUGGAAGACCGUCACCAACAGAACUCCCAGUAGUUCGCCCUCAUGAUGAAACAAUUAAAGCGUUCUGCCUCCCAGCUACUGUCGGCCUGUUGUGUUUUUAUGUGAGGAGGGAGAAUUAGCG
Molecule: messenger RNA, 1219 nt
Organism: Gadus chalcogrammus (walleye pollock)
Lineage: Eukaryota; Metazoa; Chordata; Actinopteri; Gadiformes; Gadidae
Product: cytochrome c oxidase assembly factor 8
Exons: 5
Coding region: 536-1144 (202 amino acids)
Biological process (GO): intrinsic apoptotic signaling pathway
Cellular component (GO): mitochondrion
Source: RefSeq, a predicted model, not a curated record